AUGUCGAACACGGAUGAAAGCCUGCACACGACUCUCUCGAUGGAUGCCUCCUCGCAGCCAGCGAUUAUCAAUACAGUAACUGUUGCCCUACCACAACAGCAGCCUCGUCCUCUAAAGCGUAAGAUUAGUCAUCAAUCAACACCAGUGUUUUCUUCGUUUUUACGAACACCCUCAGGAAGUAAUGGUGGAUUUUUCAACAAUUUAAUGCAACGAACCAUUUCGAAUCGUCAAAGAGCCGAAAUUCAACUGCAAAGUUUACUUGAUGAACCUGAAGAAUCUCUACCGACAUUCACACGUCGUGCCAGUGAUCAUUUACCAAACGAGAAUCUACCAUUAGAAGAAGUGUCCAAAUUACUCAAUACUCAAACGUUCGUCAUUGAACGACUUGUUAAUGCUCUCUAUUCGUCUACCGAUGAUGAUGAUAGUAUAAAGACUUUGAGCAAAUGCGAAGUACGAAAGCUAACACGAGCACUGAAUAGUACGAUGGACGUUCGAGCUCUUCUGUUUUUCAUGAUGCUCGACGAAGAUGGUGAUCGUUAUGUAACAAGUAAUGAACUGGCAUUUUUCUAUGAGAAAUAUUUACAAGGCUUGAAAACAUUCGAUGCUAAUCGUUUGCAAGAAGUUAUCCAAGUGCUUCAGAAGAAGUUUCAUCUCGAUCAAAAACCUCGAAUUGAUUUCGAAGAAUUCUAUUCGAUUGUAUCCAAAGAUGCGACACUGCUCGAAUCUUUAUCUCAAUUCACUGUUCAUCCAACAUGGUUUAUCAAAACACCCAAUAAUUCAAUGGUCAAACAAAGUAAACUUCAACGUUUUUUCAGUCAUCACUGCCACCAACAAGUCAUAUACGAAGCACGAAAAAAUAGACUAACAAUAGACUAUGUCAAGGAUAAUCUAUCGAGUAUCAUUGUUUUCAUUCUGUACAUCUUGGUAAAUCUUGCUUUGACCAUCUAUGUUAUCAUUUAUCGAAUAACAGUGACCAGAUCACAUGCAUUUGUUGUUGUUGCACGUAUUGGUGGAAUGUUGCUGAAUUUCAAUUGUGCACUCGUCAUUACACUGAUGCUUAAACAAACAAUAUUGGUCAUUCGUACGAAUAGUUUUCUACGGAAGAUCAUUCCUGUUGAUAACCAUAUUGACUUUCAUAAAGUCGUCGGACGAUUUAUUGCCAUCCUAUCAAUUGUACAUACAAUUGCACAUAUGGCCAACUUCGGAAGACUUACAGAUCAUUCCUGGGGAACUUACAUGUUUGCGACAAGACCUAAUCUAGGUUGGGUAGGGGGCCUUGCGCCAUUGACUGGUGUUAUCUUAUGUGUCAUCCUUGCUGUCAUUGUUAUUUGUUCCAUGCAAUGGAUUCGUCGUGGUGGUCAUUUUCAAAUUUUCUAUUGGACACAUUUACUGUACUUUCCAUUUUUCAUUCUUCUUAUUCUGCAUGCAGGAAACUUUUGGAAAUGGAUCGUGGGCCCAUUAUCUCUUUUCCUGUUGGAAAAAACCUAUUCAGUUUUAACAAGAUAUUCUGUUCGAAGUGGCCGCACUUAUCUUCAUUCAGCAACUAUCGAACAGUCGAAUGUUAUUAGUUUGAAUAUACAUCGGCCAAAAAAUUUCACUUUUAAACCAGGUGAUUAUAUAAGUAUCAAUUUACCACGUGUUGCACUCUACGAAUUCCAUCCAUUUACGAUCAGUAGUGCACCUGAAGAAAUGGGCAAUCUUCGCGUACAUAUCCAAGCUGUUGGCAAUUGGACUAAACAGGUUUAUCAACGUUUCAAAGAAAUGUCCGAAGAUGACGCUCGAGAAAAUCAUGUCAAAGUUUACCGUGCUGAUCUCCAUCCCGAACAAUCGGUUGCAGAUCUUCAAGCUAUCAACAAAGAUCACUGUGGCGAUGAUGAUGGCAGUGAAGUAUAUACAGGAAAAUGUCGAAUGAAAUUCAAAAAACGAGAGCCUGUCGUGAUCAACGGACCUUAUUCAUCAUGUGCUCGUUACAUAUUCGACUGUAAACAUGUUGUUUUGAUUGGUGGUGGUAUUGGUAUUACACCAUACGCAUCGAUAUUAUCAAGUCUCAUGGCGCAGUUUCGUGCAUCGCGUGUUGUUUGUAAAUACUGUAAUGGAAUCAAUUACAAUUCCAAAGGACUUGUCGAAAAUCAUCGUCUGAAGAAAGUCGAUUUUAUUUGGGUGAAUCGAGACCAGAAGAAUUUUGAAUGGUUCCUCAAUCUUCUUCGUCAAUUUGAACAAGAACAGGAAUAUUAUCUAGCGUCGAAUUCGAAUGAAAAGCGUUUUCUUGACAUUCAUUUAUAUUUUACAGAAAUCAAGCAUGAUGAGAACAUUGGUAAUGUUCCAUUAGAUCUAGUGACUAAAAUCUGGGCUCAAGUAGCUGGACAAGAUAUAUUUACCAGUUUAAAAUCGAAAACACAUAUCGGUCGACCGAAAUGGGAAGAUUUGUUUAGUAAUUUAAUUUCAGGCGAAAAUGCCUCGACAGCAAAUGAUGUUGAUGUUUUCUUCUGUGGACCGUCAACUAUGGCUCAGACAAUUCGAAAUCAUUGUGCUACAUUUCGAUUUCGAUUUUACGAAGAAAAAUUUUGA
This is a messenger RNA of Adineta ricciae, 2568 nucleotides long. NCBI's taxonomy places the organism in Eukaryota, Metazoa, Rotifera, Eurotatoria, Adinetida, Adinetidae. The record is from the annotation of a GenBank genome assembly.